Cydia pomonella (codling moth) is the source of this 1032-nucleotide messenger RNA. RefSeq lists its product as uncharacterized. Lineage: Eukaryota; Metazoa; Arthropoda; Insecta; Lepidoptera; Tortricidae. The transcript has 4 exons. The record is from RefSeq and is a predicted model, not a curated record. Bases 436 to 1032 code for a protein of 198 amino acids.
UAAUCUUUAUAAAAUAGGAGCAAAUUUAUACGUAUUGACAAUGCAGUUGAAACAACAAGCAAAAAUCGACUUUGAUGAUCGAUAAAUAAGAUUGAUAAUCUUCAGUAUUUGUCACUUCGUGAGUAACUACUUGAGAAGUGACCAAUAUGGCAGUUCAAAAAUCCACUCGAAGGUGUACGCAUGCGCUCCUGUAUUCCAGUUAAUUUGGCAGGAAUAUUUGACAAUUUUUGUGAUAUUGCAACAAAUAAAUUAACAGUGAACAAACAGUUCCCAUUUUACUGCACAAUAUCGUCCAAGCGACGGCGUAAAACCUGUUUCGACGUUCGCAGCAUCAAGGUAUUUAUGAAUUCUGCAUAAUAAUUAGAACAGUUUUGUCUGGAUGUGUUUUUUGAACGUUAGUUAAAUCGAAUUGAAACUGUUUUUAGAUCUUCAAUUAUGGAAGGUUACCAGACUAUAGUUUUUGGAAUUCAAGUACCGAGCGCGUGGCCGUGCGAAGAAAUUCGGAGUGAAAUUUUGAAGGCGGUGCGAAAUGCGAUAGUGCAUCACUUAGAUGAGGAACAAGUUGUUUUGACAAUAAAUAACAUUUCUACAAAGCCGAUACAAAAUGACUCGGGAAUUGGAUAUCUUUUCCAAAUAAUUGAAGAAAUACCGGAGAAUUCCUAUAAAAUUGAACUCAUCUUGCCGUCAGAAAUUUUGCUAAUUUCUGGUGAAGAACGAAAUCAUAUAUCAGUAGAAACUGAAAAUCUUAAAUUCCAUUCUCUUGACAUGGAAUUGGUUCAAGAGAUGCCGGGUCGUGGAGAAAUAACAAUUGCCGUUCCAGACAUUUGCAAAAUUUUGAAAAUCAGAGGCGUCACCGGUGAUUUUAUUCACCAAGCAAUUUUCAAGACGACGUACCAGAAGAUUAAGAUCAUGGGGCUUUCGAAGGUACUACACCAGUUUACGUUUAAUCCGGAUCCUACUAUUUUUGGGAAGAAAAUCACUGAAAAUGAAAUGAAAAUCAUCUGCUUUGAUCAAAUACCUGUGCCCCAGUAA